CACGUGAUAGUGAAUCAAUGAUUAAAGGUUAACGACUGUACAGCGUUAUCGAUGAAUAUAAAACAAACUAGCGUCCAUUUUCUUAAUCAAAACCAAACACGAACGCACACCAUGUACCGUCUACUCUUGCUCUGCUGCGUGCUGGCCUCAGCACAGUCGCUAGCCACCGAAAGUGUGAUCAGUGAAUUAAUUGAAAAGUUUGCACAAAAAUUGUGCACAAAAUCAUCGCAAGCCGCAAAAGAGAUGUACGGAGAACUGAACUACUACGUCAUGUACUCGAUCCCAUCCGACGCCACUGCGACUGUGCUAAUAAAGCAAAACUUCCUACACACUACGGCGCACAGAAGGAACGGUGGCAAAAUAUUUGAGGACGUGAAAAUACUUCCAAGUAUUGCCCAAACCGCCGACGCAGUUUACACGCUAGACAACCGACAGUUGCAAGUCAUAAUACCGUACAAAGUGGACAUCGGAACAGACUACGUUAAGAGUUGUAAAGUGUUGAAUAAUAACGUUAUAAAUGUACCACUAGUGAUAAAUCCUCCAUUCUAUUACAGGUUUAAAAAUGUUACUGAAAAUUAAGAAGCGCACUGAACUAUUAUUGGAAUACAUUGUAAAUCAAUGUAAUGGAAAGCU
Molecule: messenger RNA, 633 nt
Organism: Bicyclus anynana (squinting bush brown)
Lineage: Eukaryota; Metazoa; Arthropoda; Insecta; Lepidoptera; Nymphalidae
Exons: 1
Coding region: 52-579 (175 amino acids)
Source: RefSeq, a predicted model, not a curated record